This is a messenger RNA of Closterium sp. Yama58-4, 1932 nucleotides long. The record is from the annotation of a GenBank genome assembly. Lineage: Eukaryota; Viridiplantae; Streptophyta; Zygnematophyceae; Desmidiales; Closteriaceae.
AUGGAGGAGUUCGUGGUGGCGAUGCGGCUGAUCGCCAAGCAGCAGCUGCUGUCGCGCGGAGAGGACAUGCCCGCCUGCCAGCCGUGCUUCCCGGCGCUGAGGGGGCUGGACGAGGCUCUGGCAUCCGAGAGCAUUCUCGCCUGCACCGCCUCCAUUGAGUCCGACACGCACGACGAGCCGGACCCCUCUCUGGCCGCAUCCCUCAUGUCCCUGUUCAAGCCCAAGACCAAGAAGCCACUACCCCAGGGAGCCAUAACAUCGGUGGUGGAUGGGUUGAGGGGGCUGUAUGAGAGCAAGCUGCGCCCACUGGAGGAGGCGUACCACUUCCAAGACUUCCACUCCCCCGCCCUUACGGGGAGUGACUUUGAAGCCAAGCCCAUGGUCAUGCUGCUGGGGCAGUACAGCACGGGCAAGACCACUUUCAUCCGCCAUCUGCUCAGCCGCCCCUACCCUGGCUCGCACAUCGGACCAGAGCCCACCACCGACCGCUUUGUUGUUGUUAUGAACGGCCAGGACGAGCGCAGCAUGCCGGGCAACACGGUGGCAGUGAGCGCACACAUGCCCUUCGCCGGCCUCACCCGCUUUGGCUCCGCCUUCCUCGAGAAACUCGAGGUCGCGCAGCUACCCCACCCCCUGCUGGACCACAUAUGCCUGGUGGACACACCGGGGGUGCUGGCGGGGGAGAAGCAGCGCACCCAACGCAGCUACGACUUCACUGGUGUCACUGAGUGGUUCGCCAGCAAGUGCGAUCUCAUCCUACUGCUCUUCGACCCGCACAAGCUGGACGUGAGCGACGAGUUCAAGCGGGUCAUCACAUCGCUGCACGGCAAUGCGGAUAAGAUCCGACUGGUGCUUAACAAGGCCGACCAGGUCAACACGCAGCAGCUCAUGCGAGUGUAUGGUGCACUUAUGUGGUCAUUGGGGAAGGUCAUCAACACACCUGAGGUCAUGCGCGUGUACAUUGGAUCUUUCUCGGACACAGCUCCUGGCAAGAAGAAGCUUCCUGCAAAGAAGCUUCCUGCGAAGAAGAAGCUUCCUGCCCAGAAGCAACGCAAGCAGGCGCUUCAACUGCGAUCAGCAACGCAGCAGACGACCAUCGGAGGCGGGCCAGCAGCUGUCGAGGAGACCAAGGAGACUAAGGAGACGGCGGUUGUGCCGAACAAGGAGAAGGGAGAGGCUGUAAACAAGGAAGCGGAGAGCGAAAAGGAGACGAGGAACGAGUGCGCAACAGUGGGAGAAGAGGAUGCGAACGGUGCAGGUCUUGAGAAGGGAAAUGGGGAGAGCGGAGAGGAAGUUGGAGAGAAGAGCAAAGAGGAGUGCGGAAAUGCAGCAGAGGGAAACAAAAAAUCUGAGAUAAAGGACAGCCGGGACAAGGAGAACGUGGCGCCCAUGAGCCGUGGCGAGGGGAAGGCUGGGCAGAGGGGAACGGGGAAGGUUGAGCAGCCAAGGGAUCAAACUGAAGAUGAGGAGGACGUGGAAGAAGAAGAGGAGGAGGAGGAGGAGGGGGAUGUGGAGGGGCGGUUGGGGCGGGCACUGUUUGAGAGAGAGAUGAGCGACCUGCUGUCUGACCUGGGUGACCUGCCCAGGAAGAGCUGUGACCGCAAGAUCAACGAGUUUGUGAAGCGCGCGAGGGCAGUGCGGGUGAACGCGUUCAUCAUCGCCCACCUGCGCGCCCAGCUGCCCCUCUUUGGCCGCGCCAAGGCACAGCAGAGGCUCAUUGAGAACCUGCCUCAGGAGUUUGACAAGGUGGCCCGAGAGCAUCGCCUGGCAGAGGGCGACCUCCCACCGGUGGCGCCCUUUCAGCGUGCGCUGGCAGGCUGUGCGUUUGAGAGCUUUGAGCGCCUCAAUGUGAAGCUUGUGGAAGAGGUGGACCGGAUGCUCGCUUAUGAUAUUCCACACCUUCUAAACACGUUCAGGAACCCUUAUAUGUAG